Messenger RNA from Rubroshorea leprosula, 1765 nucleotides. The record is from the annotation of a GenBank genome assembly. NCBI's taxonomy places the organism in Eukaryota, Viridiplantae, Streptophyta, Magnoliopsida, Malvales, Dipterocarpaceae.
GUAUAACCAGAGGAUACGCUGCUUUUUUUUUUUUGGGAUUUUGGAUUUUUUUUUUUAUUUUUUGUCUUGCAUCUUUACAAAGGCGGUUAUGGAUUUGGAGAGAGGGUCGGUUUCGAGUUCUUCGGCGUCGUCUCCGCUUUCUGCGGCGGAUCGGCUGGAGUUGGAGGCUGCGGAGGCGUUGGCGGGCUUGGCGUAUUUGGCGACUCGAGAGACCGUCCCGGAUUCCGCCGCCAAGUGGGGGAGGAAAGGCAAACGACUCAAGAAGCGAGUCAAGAGUGAGUCGCCGCCGUCGCCGCCGCCGCCGCCGCCGCCACCUUCGGACUCCGUGUUGAACCCGGCUGACCCCGUUCAAACGGGUUCAGAUCCCGUCGAGGAGGAUCAAACUAAAGUAGGUAAGCAGCAAGUUGAGAUAAGAGGAAGCAAUGAAUUUAUAGAAUCAGUAAAAGCUGAGCAGAAUUCUGAAUCACUUGAACUGAGUCAUUGUUGUGUGGCAAGAUAUAAAUCAACUGGUGGAGGAAGGCCAAGACAGAAUUUAACUGAGGCUGAGAAAGAAGCACGAAGAUUACGCAGAAUAUUGGCAAAUAGGGAGUCAGCUAGACAAACAAUUCGCCGAAGGCAGGUAAGCUGUGUUUGGUCAAUCAACACUGGUUUCAGUUUUAUGUUUCUAAGUUCAGCUUUUACUUAUUUUUAUGUCUUUUUCUUAGUUUCAUUACCUAUAGUUACUAUACACCCUAAAGAGAGAAUGUCUACAAAGAGAGUUGAGAGUUUGGGAAAAACCUCAUCUUAUUUAUUUGGUCUGCAUACCCUCUUUUCAGCAUGCCUUUUCUGGUAGAUAAAUGCAUCUGAUGAUUUCAUUUCAAUUUUGUAUAUAUUUUAGUAAUGGAGAGAAUAACUUAUUCUUCUAUUAAAAGAUUCACUGCUCCUAGCUGUGGAUGGUAAUCUCAGACCAAGUAUGCAUCCCAAACGAAUCAAGCUGUAUCAUUGGCUUCUAAGAUUAAGUCAAAACUAAGCAAGAUCUGUAUCCAACCUGUUGGGGUUGGCUCAGGUGGUAAGAACUAAGAGACAAGGAGAACCUUGAUCAAAUCCAAGAUUUGAAUCCCUUCACUGUCAUUUGGGUGCAAACAUUUUCCAAAAGGCCACACCCACCCCGCAUGGCUUGACAUUUGCCUGGUUUCUAUGAACGGAAUGGUUUGUAGACACCUGGGGGACUAGUUGGGUAAAAGUUCGUCAAAUGUUUAAUGACUUGUGCUAUCAAAAAAAAAAAAGAGGGAGGGAGAGAGAGGGAAAGAUCUGCAUUCAUGGUCUACAAUGUGUCUAAAUCUACCUAUAUUGGGCAUUUUGAAAUGUCAGGAGACUAAUCAAAAUUUUAGCUCUCAAUGCUUAUAGUCAAAAUGGUUUGACUUAGAAAUGUUUGACUGCUAUAGUCAGAAUGGUGAUGCUUGCAAUGGAAGAGGUCUUGCUUAGUUUUGACCAUCAAAAUUUUAGAAGGAAUUUACUCAUUUAGAUGUAUAUGCCAUAUAUAUAUUAACAUUCUACUGUAAUUUUAUUUUACUAUUGUUAAGUUCUGGGUCUGUACUCUGGUCCAGGCUCUCUGUGCAGAGUUGACACAAAAAGCUGCUGAUUUAGCACAGGAGAAUGAACGUUUGAAAAGGGUGAGCCAAAAAUCUUUCCAAAAUUUAUCAGUGUCUUCCUAUGUGGCUUAUUAUGUUACUUUUCCUUUCUGAAGUUGUGAAGAGGGAGUUUGGCAUGCCUUUUUUUUUAUUUU